AUGAAGGUCUCAAGCAAGACCAUCAUCACAGUUGCACCACUGGUGCUAGCACUCGUUGUGAACGGCAGCCUCAACACUACCCUGAGUACAACAAGUAUUACUGCGGCAACUCCGUCUCCGUCUCCGUCUUCGCUCGUGUCUUUGCCCAACCACAUCAACGCACUAGAUGCGGCCGGGCAAAUCAGCUGGACGGACGUCGACGGAGGACGAGCUGCCAUCCUCCAGCAGCCAAGUACCCAAAAGCGAGAUGACAUUUGGAACGGGUUCGCCGAUCCGCCCCAGUUUAUCCACAGCGUGUGGAACGCCUUGCACGCCGAUAUCGAGGUCCAGAACUACGACGGUCGCGCAAUGUGCCCUGCUGGCGGGAGUCACAUGGCCAAGGCGCUCGUCGAUUCCAGCGCAAAGCUGGCCUGCAGGUACUUCGUCAAGCAGAGCGUGGUCGGCGAACUUGGGCUGAAGGUCUGGCACGCCUACGAGGUCCACGACGACCAGGUGACCAGCGAUGGGCCUGGGUUUAUCAGAUGGCUCCUUGGAAGCGUAACUGACCACCCUGCCCCGUUGACCGAGGAUUUCUGCUCGGACUUGUGGGAUGCGGUCAAGAGCAUGUGUGUCACCGCAGGCACAAUCGCUGAUACGCAAGGACAGGUGGUAGAAGCGGGUGAUUGGAUGCUGUAUGCAGACCCUACUAGUAACAAGAACAAUACUUAA
Annulohypoxylon truncatum is the source of this 708-nucleotide messenger RNA. RefSeq lists its product as uncharacterized. The record is from RefSeq and is a predicted model, not a curated record. The transcript is spliced from 3 exons. Lineage: Eukaryota; Fungi; Ascomycota; Sordariomycetes; Xylariales; Hypoxylaceae. Bases 1 to 708 code for a protein of 235 amino acids.